Tarenaya hassleriana is the source of this 1241-nucleotide messenger RNA. RefSeq lists its product as uncharacterized. Bases 52 to 1017 code for a protein of 321 amino acids. The transcript has 3 exons. The record is from RefSeq and is a predicted model, not a curated record. Gene Ontology annotation, molecular function: oxidoreductase activity, acting on the CH-CH group of donors. Lineage: Eukaryota; Viridiplantae; Streptophyta; Magnoliopsida; Brassicales; Cleomaceae. Gene Ontology annotation, cellular component: membrane. Gene Ontology annotation, biological process: lipid metabolic process.
CUCCUUCUAGGAUCCACCGUUGUCGAGUGUCAAAAGGUUUCCUUGAAGAAAAUGGGUCGAAACCUGAAGAACGCCAUUGUCGCCUUCCUCGCUCCCCUUCCUUCCAUCCUCUUCUACCUCUCCUUUCUCCGCCAUUACUCUUCCAACUCCGCUUCCGAGCUAUCUUCUAUCCAUUCAUGGUGUUUGAACCACCCACUUCUCUUCGCGAACGCUCUCUUCUUCUUUAACGUCAAUGUGCUCUUCUGGGCCAUCGGUCUACUCCAAUCUAGCCACUGGAUGAUCGAUCUGUAUUGGACUGUAAUACCAGUGAUGCUAGUUCAUUACUUUGCGGCGCACCCGUUGGCAGAGUACAACCGGUGGAGAUCCGCCAUUGUUGUGGCUCUGACAUGGGUUUGGAGCAUAAGGUUAAGUCAUAAUUACUUACGCCGGGAAAAGUGGGAAUGGGGUGCUAGAGAAGACUGGAGGUUCAGUGACAUGCGGAAACAGUACGGAAAGCAUUGGUGGUGGCUCUCUUUCUUCUCCGUCUACGUUUCGCAGCAGAUCUUCAUCAUCGGGAUAUGUCUACCUCUAUACGUUGUCCACUCCAUUGACAAGCCGCUGAACAUAUGGGACUUCGUUGCAUCAGCGAUUUGUGUGGUGGGCAUUGUAAUAGCUUAUUAUGCGGAUACACAACUCCACGAGUUCGUGGCCAGAAACGAGAAACUCCAAGAGCAAGGAGAACCUAAAGUCCCAAAUCUCGACAAGGGCUUGUGGCGCUAUUCAAGACAUCCGAAUUACGUGGGCGAGCAAUUGUGGUGGUGGGGAUUGGUCAUAUUUGCAUGGAACCUUGGCAAAGGAUGGUCUUUUAUAGGAGCAUUGGUCAACACUCUGUGUCUGGCCUACGUGACCGUCCUUGUAGAGCGUAGAAUGCUCAAACAAGAGUACAGAGCUGAAGCCUAUAAGCUGUACCAGAAGACAACGCCUGUCUGGAUACCAUGGUUCAGGUUUUCCACUGGUGUUAAGGAGAAGAACACUUGAUGAAAGUGGUUUAUCUGUCUGAUUAUUACGACGAUUUAGGAUUCUUUAAGGUCCUUAAAAGAAAUGUGUUUGGUGUUUCCUGUCAUGAUGUUUCCAUCAUUAGUCUUGAAAGAUAGUGUUGUGUUGUGUUAUGUUCUUUUCCAUGACGGGUUGGGUACAAAGCUGUCUGGUGAGCCCUGUAAAUUCUCUCUUCAUCUGCAUCCAAAGGUCUCUCUCUCUCUCUC